UUAACGACUGAGCCACCCAGGCGCCCCGUGUAUUGUCUUUUUAAGGAAAGACUAAAACAGAACAUACAUAAUUUUCAGUUUUUACUUAUGUAUUCACUUAUUUAGAUUUUUAAAAACUUUUUUUUAUUGUUGUAAAUACCUGUAACAAAACUUACCUUAACCUGUUUUUUUUUAAGAUUUUAUUUAUUUAUUUAUUUAUUUAUUUGACAGAGAGAGCGCAAACAGGGGGAGAGGCUGGGAAGAAUCAGAGCAGGAAGCCUGAUGUGGAGCUCAAUCCCAGGACCCUGGGAUCAUGACCUGAGCCGAAGGCAGACACUUAACCGACUGAGCCACCCAGGCCCUAACCUGUUUUGUUGGGGUUUUUUUACGUUUAUUUAUUUUUUUUAGUAAUCUCUAUGCCCAAAGUGCGGGUCGAACUCAUGACCCCAAGAUCAAGAGUCGCACGCCCUUCCAACAGAGCGAACCAGGUGCCCCAAUCUUAACCAUUUUUUUUUUUUUAAGAUUUUAUUUAUUUAUUUGAGACAGAGAGAAUGAGAGAGACAGAGAGCACAUGAGAGGGGGGAAGGGUCAGAGGGAGAAGCAGGCUCCCUGCUGAGCCCAAUGCGGGACUCGAUCCCGGGACUCCGGGAUCAUGAGCUGAGCCGAAGGCAGUCGCUUAACCAACUGAGCCACCCAGGCGCCCCCAAUCUUAACCAUUUUUAAGUGUCCAGUUCGGUAGUAUCAGGUUCAGGUUUUAUUUUAAGGCUUAUGAUCUCAUCAAAUUAUAAUCACAUCAGGUUUCAGCAUGUGUCACAGGGCCUGGAGCUUCCGGACUCUAUUUCCACCUACUCCCAUCCCAUGCCACACUCUGUGCUCCUUCCGGCCCUUUCCUCAAAACCGCCAGGACCGAGCAAUGCUCCUCUUGACCCCUCACCCCAGGAGAAAGGACCAGGGUGGCAAACGUCCAGAGCCUUGGAGAUAGGCCUAAGCCUGAUUCUGGAUUCUUCCCAGAGGCCCUACUCUGUUGCUACCCACGCCUCGCCUUACAGAUGUCUUCCAACCAAAACUGAGGCCACAUGGUCUGAAGACAAAGAGAUGCCCACCCUGUCUCAUCUGCUUCCUCUCCUGACCCCUGUCUCUCCAGAUGCCUUCGACUCCUGAGCAGCCCUCUGGGCACACGGAGGGACUCCCUACAUCAGAGCUGGGUUCGUGGCCCCCACUGCCCUGCGGGCCCUGCAUCCCCAUCAUGCUGGCCCUGGCCUCCCUCUCUGCGCUCUUCCUCCUAACAACAGCCGUGUUGGCCGAACGCCUGUUCCGCCGCUCACAACACCCAGACCCCAGCACCCAUGCACCCACCCUGGUCUGGCGCCCCGGAGGAGAACUGUGGAUUGAGCCCAGGGGCACCCCCCGAGAGCGCUCCGAGGACUGGUACGGAUCUGCGGUCCCCUUGCUGAUGGACCAGGCCCCAGACCCCCCCAUCCCCGGGGGCACCUUGGAGGCCCACGCAACAGCCCCACCUGCCCCUUUAGCCCCACUCUCCCCGUUCGGCUCCUUGGUCCCCCGCACCCCACCCAGGGCCCCAGCCCGCAGCACCUUCUGGGGGCCCCAGGCCUUGGACGAGAGGCCCUGUGUCCCAGGCUUGGUGAGCUGGGCUGAGUCGGAACAGAGGCCAGAGGCCAACGUGUACUUGGGGAGCCCCCAGGCCCAGAGGCAGCGACUAGGAAGCCCUGAUCCUGAGUGGGGCCUCCAGCCUCGGGUCACCCUGGAGCAGAUCUCCGCUUUCUGGAAGCGUGAAGGUCGGACCAGCGUGGGGUUCUGAAUCCCCAGGGCCUGGAGGAUUGGCCUCCCAAAGACCCCUGAGGAAGGCCCUACCUCAGAGAGUCUCUCCGACGCCUUAAGGCCCUGAAGCUCCAGCCCAGGAACCCAAGCUGAUACUUGGGCCCCUGGGGAAGAAUGCCGCCCACCCGCCGCCAGCCUUUUACAUCUGGAUUUCAAUUCCCUGGAUCUGGGGCCAGGGGGGCUCCGUGUGGACAGAGCCGGUGCUCCAGAGGAAGCCCAGAGGUGCCUCUCUUUGGCUGCCCAGGCCUGCGGCACAGAGAAUUGGGGAUGGGGCCGACUCUGGGCCAGAAGCCACCAAAAUCACGUUGCAGAUUAAGAUCUCAAGGUACCAGAGAGGCAGAAAAUAGCAUCAUCACUGAGGCUUCCACCUUCCUUGUGCACCUAAGAUGCUGGGAUCCGAGUGCGGGGGUCCCGUGGAUGCUGAAGAACAGGCUGAGUGUGGAUGACGAAGGUCAGUCCCGCCAGCAGGAGGGGACAGGAAGCCAGCCUCCCAGAGCCACAGAUCAUGCCUCCAGGAAAAUACACACAGAGGUCAAGACCAGGCAAAGGAGCGUCUUAUUACACCUCAACUGUGGCUUUGACCCCCAACUUGCAAUAGGGACUUGGUCAGCCAAACUGGAGAGGCCCCUUCCUUGCCUACAGCUGGGACCUCACGUCAAUGGCAGGCAGCCCUCCGACUCUGACCCCCUGCAGGGGGAGGGAGGCCAGCCAAGGAGAUGUGAGUUUGAUCCAAUACGGAAAGGAACACUGUCCCAGGGCAGAGCGGCUCCUAAUAUGCGGCCUCUGGCCACCUUCCCUCCCAGCUUGCUGGAUCAGUCCAGAGAGACAGAUUUGCCGCAAGGCAGGCUUAUUCAUAAAGCUCCAUCCUGAAGAAAUGGAGCCCAGAGAUGUCCUUGGCCCUAGAGCUAUCUGUCUGAGCUGAUCUCCUCUCUGGGAGAGGAGCUAGGAGCUGGGAAGAGGGGAAGGGGUUUCCGUUCCCAGGGGUCCGACUUCCCCAACUUCACUCAUGAAUGUUAGGAUUUUUGUCGGACCACUUUACCACCCCUGUACUAUUCUUUACUUUAUAUUUUUCUUUAAGAUGAUGUACUGUUUGCUUAAUAAAUUUAUUUUAAA
Messenger RNA from Mirounga angustirostris (Northern elephant seal), 2931 nucleotides. RefSeq names its product chromosome unknown C16orf54 homolog (gene CUNH16orf54). NCBI's taxonomy places the organism in Eukaryota, Metazoa, Chordata, Mammalia, Carnivora, Phocidae. The record is from RefSeq and is a predicted model, not a curated record. Bases 1124 to 1798 code for a protein of 224 amino acids. The transcript is spliced from 3 exons.